UCUUCUUUAUUUUUUGGUAGGGAGGGGCUUAUUUUAGUUGCCUUAGUAAAGACUUAGCGCUAUGUUCAGAACUACUAACGUUAUACAUUGAUUAAAAUGUAGCCGUUGUUAUACAUUUAAAAAGGAUUAGCAAAGUUUAUUAUAUUCAAGAGAACACAGCAAGGGAAGGAACAUUAUAGCGUAACAAUAAAUCAGUCAUUAAGACAUAAAAAAACUGCCACAUGCAACAAUGUCCAUGGCCCUGAAGCAAGUCUUCAACAAGGAGAGGACAUUCCGGCCAAAGCGUAAGUUUGAGCCCGGGACACAGCGCUUUGAGCUGCACAAGAAGGCCCAGGCGUCUCUGAAUGCAGGCCUGGACCUGAAGCAGGCGGUGGCGUUGCCCCAUGGAGAGGACCUUAAUGACUGGGUGGCUGUUCACGUGGUGGACUUCUUCAACCGCAUCAACCUCAUCUACGGCACCAUCAGCGACUCCUGCACCGACCAGACCUGCCCCGUCAUGUCCGGAGGGCCCAAGUACGAGUACCGCUGGCAGGACGAGCACAAGUACAAGAAGCCCACAGCCGUGCCAGCCCCAAAAUACAUGAGCCUGCUGAUGGACUGGAUCGAGGUACAGAUCAACAACGAGCACAUCUUCCCCACCAACGUUGGUACUCCCUUCCCAAAGACCUUCAUGCAGGUAGCUAAGAAGAUUUUGUCUCGCCUGUUCCGUGUGUUUGUCCACGUCUACAUCCACCACUUUGAUCGUGUGAACCAGAUGGGUGCAGAGGCCCACGUCAACACCUGUUACAAGCAUUUCUAUUACUUUGUAACGGAGUUUAACCUCACAGACCACAAGGAGCUCGAGCCACUGAAAGAGAUGACAUCACAGAUGUGCCACUAAGGGAGCACCAUUGACCACUUGAUAAAUUCCAGCUUGAAGACUAGUUCCGUCCAUAUAGAAGACUGAAACAGGAAACCAAAUCUAAAAUAGUCUUUAUUUUUAUAAACAAGUAAUGUUAUCUUUUUUAACCAUGUAGGUUUGUCUAACCAGGAACCUUGUAAGGCAUUCUCCUCAUUUUAAUUUUUAGAAAAUGAGCACAGUAUUAAGAGAUUUCACUUUAAAAAAAAAGUUGAAUCCGUCCUGUAAUUUAGUUCUUGUUCUCUUAUCUAAAAUGAAUAUAUGUUUUUGUACAUAUCUAAGAUUGUAGUAUGUGGAGACAUUAAAUGUACUCUGUGUUCCUGCUCUAAA
This is a messenger RNA of Oncorhynchus masou masou (cherry salmon), 1228 nucleotides long. RefSeq names its product MOB kinase activator 3A-like. Lineage: Eukaryota; Metazoa; Chordata; Actinopteri; Salmoniformes; Salmonidae. The record is from RefSeq and is a predicted model, not a curated record. The transcript is spliced from 4 exons. Gene Ontology annotation, cellular component: cytoplasm. The coding region runs from base 230 to 880 and encodes 216 amino acids.